GUUUCGCCCAAAGGCCUCAAACCACUGGAAGUGUUGGCAGACGUGAGUAAAGACGUGGACUGUAAACGACUGAUUGACAGUACGAUCAGUGCAUUCAAACGGUUGGAUAUUUUGGUGAACAACGCGGGCAGAGGUAUGAGCUGUCCGAUCACUGAUACGGCUAUUCUCGACAAAUACCGGGAAGUGAUGGACACAAACCUGCGUUCAGUCGUAUAUUUAACACAUCUAUCGGUCGAACACUUGGAGAAAACUAAAGGCAAUAUUAUUAACAUUUCGAGUGUUGCGGGAAUUAAACCGGUGUCCACAGCGUUUCUGUACUGUAUGUCAAAGUGUGCACUCGAUAUGUUCACCAAGUGUUUAGCCCUAGAAUUGGGGCCCAAAGGGAUUCGCGUUAAUGUUAUCAAUGCGGGUGCCGUCAGGACUAACUUUGGUCAGGCAAUGGGCUAUACCAAAGACGGAUCGGAGGGCUAUUAUAGUAGAUUGAGCGGCCAAUACCCGGUCGGACGGGUCGGUGAGUCCAUAGACAUCGCGAACGCCAUACUCUUCUUGGCCUCAGACGAGGCCUCGUUUGUGACGGGCGUUCAGUUUGUGUCCGACGGCGGGUCUCUUCACGCGCCCUUAUAAUUGGUUUAUUAUGCAAUUUAUUUAUCACACAAUAAAUCAUUGUAUUUUACAUUAAUGAUAUAUUUGUUUUAUGUAAUUAAAUGCAAAACCUAUGGAGCAUGCACAAUCAUCAAUUAUGGAUCCAAUGUAUGCCAAUUGAACCCCAAUAACACUCAACAAUUAG
Messenger RNA from Medioppia subpectinata, 787 nucleotides. The record is from the annotation of a GenBank genome assembly. Lineage: Eukaryota; Metazoa; Arthropoda; Arachnida; Sarcoptiformes; Oppiidae.